GGACGCGCGGCUUCCCCGCCAUGGCUUCUCGUGGCCUUGUUGGCAUCUUCUUCCUUUCUGCUCUCCCUCUCUUGUGUCUGGAACUCCGGCGUGGGGGCCCGGAUGUAGGAAUUAAAGAUUUCAUUUUGCUGUGUGGCCGGAUUUUCUUACUCCUUGCUCUUCUCACUUUAAUUAUUUCUGUGACUACCUCAUGGCUUAACUCAUUUAAGUCUUCCCAAGUUUAUCUGAAAGAAGAAGAAGAGAAGAAUGAGAAAAGGCAAAAACUUGUGAGAAAAAAACAACAAGAGGUACAGGGUGAAAAGGCCAGCAGAUAUGUAGAGAACGUUUUAAAACCUCACCAGGAAAUGAAAUUGAAAAAACUGGAGGAGCGCUUUUAUCAAAUGACAGGUGAAACCUGGAAGUUAAGCAGUGGUCACAAACUUGGGGGUGAUGAAGAUUCGGUGCUUGAAAAUGCGAGUCACACAUGUUUUGAAACAUCAAACAGAGACGCCGCAAAGAAACGGAAAUUACCUAAGCCUUUAACUAAAGUUUCACCACCUGCUGAACAGCCCACGCAGAACAAGGUUCCUGAUUUACCUGAAGAACCUUCUGAAACAGCUGCAGAAGUAGUCACCGUUGCUCUUCGCCGUCCCAGUGGGAGUGUCCUGAGGAGAAGGUUUUUUAAGUCUUGCAGUUCACAGGUCUUACUUGACUGGAUGAUGAAAACUGGGUACCACACGUCCCUGUACGGCCUUUCCACCUCCUUUCCCAGAAGGCCUCUGGAAGUGGAGGGAGGCCGGUCGCUGGAGGACAUAGGAAUAGCUGUGGAUACUGUACUCAACGUGGAAGAGAAAGAGCAGAGCAGCUAGUUAAGAAAUGAGAACUACCUGUUCUACACGAGCUCAGUUGUGCCGUGACCUUACGGGACAAUAAAGGACUCACACUGAGACAUGCCGUACCUUGACUGAUUGCUUUAAUGUCACGGGACCAUUCGGACAUAAAGGAUAAGUUAGAAAAGGGUUGUUCUCUGCAUAUAAUAAUUUGUGGAAGGGCCAUCUUGUAAUGUACCAAAUGAGAACGAGGUAAAAAUGUAUACAGUAGGCAUUAUUUUUUUUCCCAGCUGACAUCAUUUCUCAGUAUGUUAAAAAACAAAAUCAUAGGACUUUGAUUUCUGCCUCUUCAGUCCUUCUUACCACACAGUGAGUAUUUCACAAUUCAGUCAAACCCUUCAAAGUCUUUUAAAAAGGAGUGUUUAUUCUGCUGUAUUUCUAGAAAUUAAAAUUUUUAAAGAAGUUUCAAAGCUCUUUAAGGCUUUAAAGUUCCUUUUGAUAAGUAUGUAUUACUGUUUACUCAACUAAUGUUUGCAAUUUAAAUAAUUUUGCCUUGUAUUAUAACAUUUACAAAGUUCCAAGUGGAUCAGUAUUUUAAAAAAUAAAACUAUGAAAGCAUUAAAACAUAGGUGAAGUUUUAAAAAA
Messenger RNA from Galeopterus variegatus (Sunda flying lemur), 1454 nucleotides. RefSeq names its product UBX domain protein 8 (gene UBXN8). The record is from RefSeq and is a predicted model, not a curated record. Lineage: Eukaryota; Metazoa; Chordata; Mammalia; Dermoptera; Cynocephalidae. Gene Ontology annotation, cellular component: nucleus; endoplasmic reticulum. Gene Ontology annotation, molecular function: ubiquitin binding. The coding region runs from base 21 to 848 and encodes 275 amino acids. The transcript has 8 exons.